Mercenaria mercenaria is the source of this 4397-nucleotide messenger RNA. Its product is annotated as C-type lectin domain family 6 member A-like. The coding region runs from base 1479 to 2237 and encodes 252 amino acids. The transcript has 2 exons. The record is from RefSeq and is a predicted model, not a curated record. NCBI's taxonomy places the organism in Eukaryota, Metazoa, Mollusca, Bivalvia, Venerida, Veneridae.
CCUUUGCAACCACUUUUGUAAUAAAAACGAGAAAUGUUAUAAUUAUUACAAAUCUGGUUUUUAUUACAAAUGUGGUUGUAACAACGGUGUUAGUGAGUGUAUGAUUUGAUGUUAAGAAUAGGUCACGUGUAUUAUCUGAUACCAUUUUGGCUAGGUUGAAAUCACCAAGAAGAUUUAUAAAAUCUUCAUAUAUUUUAGGGUACCUGCAGCCAUGUUUGAUGGAUGAGGUAUGAGUUUCAUCCCAACAAAAAUGAGGGUAGCUAAAGUCACCAAAAUUUAAUACCCAAAUGUUACGUUUUAAAACCCUAGUUUUCUCUAAAGAUAAUCAGCUCCAUAAAAGUAGGACUCUCUCAGACGUUAGAAUGUAGAAAAAUAAACUGGUUUACACUUUUCCAUUUCCAGUUUCACCCAUAGUAUUUCACAGUCAGUGGCUAGUUCUGUUUGUUCUGUUGCAAUUUAAGUUUGACGGACUAUAAUAAAGACACCAUCACCUUUGGACCCAGAUGUAUCCCUUCUCAAGGGUGGGUAGCCCAAAGACUGGGGGAAAAUAUCAGCAUUAGAAUGUUCGGAGGAAAGGCAUGACUCCAUACCUACAAUAAUGACGGGUAUGUGUUCGUCUAUGCGAGCAUAUAGUUCAUGUUUUCAUUGACUAUAGAUUGACAGUUAAUAUUUAAUAUCUUAAGUGAAUGAGGGUGUUUGCUUUCAUGAGAUGAUAAAGUUGGGUUUAUAUGAGGACAGAGAAACUGUUUUCAGAUACCAAUGAAUCAAUAGUACUGAAAGAAGUAUUCGAAAAACAAUUGUUGGUCACGAAUUGUGCAAGACCAGGAGAACGAAACAUCACACUGAACCAGGUUAUUAUAAACACUGGGACUUAUAUUUUUGACAGCUUAUGUGGAACCAGGAGGAGCAGAAUAAUUGUUUCCAUUAUGUUAAUUAGAUACUCAAACCGGUUACAACAUCAAAGAAAACUAUUCUGAAACAGGAAUGCCUAUAAGAGGAAAUAAAUACGUUUAAUAAGUGCAACCGCAUUACGGAGGCAUAAUGGACAAAUAUAGUGUAUACUUCUAUACUGUUGUGAAAAUUGUGGGUAAACAUCGUUUCUAUACAUAUGUAUAUUGUAAAUAUGAAAUUGUUGAUAAUAACUUCGAUUUGUCGAUGUUCCUCUCAGACACAUUGAAAAGCUCUUAAUAAUUCUGGGAGGUAACCUUUUAAAUGCAGUAUUGACCGAGAUAAUGAAAAUCAGAGUGGGGUGUUGGGAACUGAUCUACUUUCAAUAUUGACAUAAGUGGAAAAUUAUAAAACUGAUAAAUGUGUUUCCGUCAAAUGCAAAAUUGAUUGAAUGCUCUGUUCUUAUUCUAAAAUGCUUAGACCGUUCUUUCUGUCGAACAUAAGUAUGCACAUAUUUAAUCUCUACGUUAGAGUUUUCUUCACUUGUUUUGUUCUGUGUUUAAAUCGUGUUUGUUGACGUCGCACCAAAUAUGACAAGAACAAUUACUGCUGUAUUAGCACUGGUGCUGCUAACAGUUUUAGAUAUACAUGCAUCGGUUCUGCAGCAUGGAAAAGCUGUCCAUUCCACAGUGUACGAUAAUUUGAUAUUUGAAACGCAUCUUUUGGUCAUCUUACAAAACGUACCAAGUGCUCUCAACUGUAUAUGUAUGUGCGGACAAUUUAACGAGUGCCUGUCAUUAUUUUAUGACAAGCCAAACAAACUGUGUAGACUUCAUAAUGUUAUGGUGUUUAGUAAUGCUGACGGUGUCACGUCCCCAGGAUGGACCUUUUACAGAUACGGAGAAAGCGGUUGUCCGUUUCAUCUUGGCUUUAUAUCGAAUCAGGAAGGAUUAUGCGUUUAUCUUGCGGUUAGUUCUAUUUACACCUAUGAAGAGGGUCAACACCUCUGUGAGGCACGGAAUUCGCGGAUUAUUACAUUAGAAACUGCAGAAAAACGACAAGCAUUCCAAAAUCUAAUGAAUAAGUUACUGGAGAAUGACGACCUUUACCCUUUGAUAAAUGGCAAACAAUUUUACCUUGGCUUAAAACAUGAUGGAAGUGGCUGGCACUGGAAAAGUGACGAAAGUAUACAAGAGGAAUUCAUCUGGGGUUCCGGCCAACCAUACUGUCCUUCUGCUCCCUGCGCGUGUAUGACAGCUUUUCAGAUUUGGAACUGGAAAUGGAAUGACAUUUCAUGUUCGGAAUCCCACAAAGUCGUAUGUGAAUACACUGGGCAUUUGCUCAAAUAAAAACAAUUGAUUUGCCUGUAACAAUGCGUCAACGCUAAAAUCUGUGACAGUAUUUGUCAAAGUAUUCACAUAUUGUGUAGACCCUCCAUGCUUAAUCACGUUGAUGAAUUGAAAUAAAUGGUUACAUUUUCGGUUUGGAAAUUAAAAAUAUAGGAAAAAAAAUAGACGAAAUUUAUGGCAAACAAACCAUUACGCUGUAAACUUUAAAACCCUUAACCCUUUGCCUGCUGGCGGCAGUAAUUCUGCCUUUGCGACCAGUGCAGACCAAGAUCAGCCUGCACAUCCGUGCAGUCUGAUCAUGGUCUGCACUGUUCGCUAUUCAGUCAGUAAAUUUUCAGUAAACACCCCUUCAAAUAAUAAAUGGUAUUGCCCAAAUUGAAUGAUGGACCAGUCCAUUUUAGAAAUUUAGCAGGCUAAGGGUUAAGUAAUUCCAGGUUCAAUGCUUUUACCAUAGGAACUUUAAAAUAUCGUACUUCAACAAUCAAUCAAAAAGUAUAUUCUGAAAAAUCAACGCGUUAUAUUCUGAGAGGUCAACGCGGUAUAUUCUGAAAGAUACCAUGAAAGGACAAACGUAAUCAAUAUGGCGAAUUAAUAUAUAACAGAUGUUUUAGUAUAAUUCAAUAUAAAACUAAUGCAUAUUUUAAUCGAUAUUGCUCUCUGCAGACCUGGAGCGGUCUUCAGUGCAUGUCCGGAAGUGGUUAUCAAUCGGAGUGCACGGCAAAAAUACACAAAUUAUUGCAUGUCCGCAUGCAUUUAGUGUAUAAUAUGUAUGAUAUACUGACUAAAGGUUAGAGUUAGGAUUAAUAUGGUUACAAAAUAUAUACAUUAAAGAUAACUUAUCAUUCAAAUCGCUUGAAUCCGGUGUAUACCCGAGUCUGUAAUUUUUCACAGGCGCUCCAGGUCUAUUUUAAUCAUGCACACAGAUGAGUAUGAUUGCGCAAUUACUGUCACUCCACCUCCAACCCAAACUUACGAACCAAUCAGAUACUCAGUAAAGCAUGGUUUUUGUUCAGUACCCUGGUACCGAUCCGAUAAGUCAUGACUUAUUCCAUUCUCCAAAGUACAGCAACCACCAGUUUUCUGAAAGAGAAAUCAGGAUAAGUAUCUAGGGUAACUGUAAGACCGUAUAUUAAAGGCACGGUGAGUAAAUGUCAUCUGACUAUGACAUAUAAAAAGGUAAAGUUGAAGGUCUUGUUUUUUAUGGUGUCACCCCUAAUGAAAGGGCCAGCCAGUUUGGCUUAUGAGACACCCUUAUUGUGCGUACCAAUUACCUCCCAACUCCUAUCACUACGACAGGCGCCAGGCGGAUAGAAGACGGUAACCAUUAAUUUAACUAGCUCGCGGCUCACGAACCGGCCUUUUCGGAACAAGUCCCAUGACAAACAUUCCCAGGACGAACGCUCCCCAUAUUGUACUAUUAGAUUUGGAUAAAAUAAUGUAAGUAACAGUAAGUGAAUGUUUAUGAAUCUGUUUGCCGAUUGAUUGCUUACCUUUUUAUUAUUAUUAAAGCCGGGAUUGAAGUUACUUUUUCAGUAGGAAUGAUCAUUCUAUGGAUGAACGUUGUGAGGUGUGUAUGGAGUUCAAACAAGCCCCUUUUUAUGUAUUAAUAUCUUUAUAAUUAGCUUGAGUUAGUGUUGUCUUGCUUUGUUUAUGUUGUACUCAUUGGAUAUUGCUUGACUAUAUAGAUAGACAAGUUCGCAUCUUUUUUUUUCAAGAAAAGCAGACUAUUGUAUAGUGAAAUCUGUAGAAUAAAUCAUUCUUCAAUAGUUCUGUUCUAUACAGUUUGAUGAAAUCAAAAGAAAUCCAAGUUUAACAUAGAAUAUAUUCUUCGUUUUAUUUCAUGACAUGAUAUCACCGCCCUAAAAUUACAUUCGUUUUACAUAAUGACACAAUAAUGGCAUGAUUAAUGCCAUCUUAUCUCAUGUUUUACGUCACCGGCGAUUCGCCGCCCUAUAAUUACUGUCAUAACACGUUAAUGUCACCGGCGAUUCGCCGCCCUAUAAUUACCGGCGAUUCGCCGCCCUAUAACUACUGUCAUAACACAAUAAUGUCACCGGCGAUUCGCCGCCCUAUAACUACUGUCAUAACACAAUAAUGUCACCGGCGAUUCGCCGCCCUAUAACUACUGUCAUAACACAAUAAUGUCACCGGCGAUUCGCC